GCAAUGAAAUGUUCAAUUCAUGAGGUUUUCACGCAUAUUAUAGAGGAAGGCGCGGCUCUCAUUCAAUACUUUGAUAUCUAUUGAUUCUGUGAAUAAUGGAAAGAACCCUUCUGUUGGAAGUGCGAUAACAAAACAUCUGACGAUUUUUGCCAAGGGACCGAAAGAUUACAAAGCUGCGGUAUCACUUUGAGAUUUAUCAUUACACAAUCGCAAAGUCGGAGGUUGAGUAAGAAGCAGGAUGAGAGAGAAUAGAUAGUAAUACGGGCCAGUAUACUCAGUCGCAUGCGUGACUUCGAUUUAUAACAACAGAGUAAAUCCUCGACAUUUUCCAACCUCGGGAAAAAUACACACGGAUGCGCUGCCGACGAAGUUGAGAAGACAAUUAGAACGAUGAACCCCCACUCCCCAUCUGCGAACUCAAGUAGUUACCCAAACAAACGAGCAAGACAUAGUUCCCCAGAGCCUUCUAAUGCAUCUGCUACGGUAGCAAAGAGUGAUAGUCCGAGAAUCACAUCAGAUGAAACUGUGCCUGCGGAACCAAUACUAGUAAAGGCUGAGGGAAUUGGGGGUGCUAAGGCGGGACAAAGCAGCAGUUUUCGCAAUGUGAGCGCUUGCAAUAGAUGCCGAUUGAGAAAGAAUAGAUGCGAUCAGAAUUUGCCCAGUUGUGCAAGUUGUGAGAAGGCGGGGCAUAAAUGUGUGGGCUAUGAUCCGAUUACCAAGAGAGAGAUUCCUAGGAGGUGAAUUUCUUUACGUUCCUUUUGUCAUGAAGAUUAAUUGAGGUAUUGAAGGCUAAUACGUGACUUUGGCAGCUAUGUAUACUAUUUGGAGACAAGAACAGCACACCUGGAAUCCUUACUACUGCAACAUAAUAUCGCAUUUGCGCCAGCCGAAGUCCUUGAACACUCCCCAAGGCCAGGGACAGAUCCUGCGGCUGUACAGACUCCUAGCGAUGAUGGCAGGUCGGUAUUUAAUGGAGACACGGCACUUGUGCGGAAGCAAAGGCAAGACGACGUGACAUGGAAUAAGAAGCAGGAUGAAUCCGAGAAGGUAGACAAAAUGAUGUCGAAUAUUGAGAGUGUUUCCGUCCAGGGAGCUUCAGACAAGAGAUACUUGGGCUCGACCUCCGGUAUAUCAUUUGCGAGAGUGGUGUUUGCGGCGGUGAGAUCUUCCGUCUCGGGCGCGGCUAGUGAUACAAGCGGUGUUAGGCCUUCGCGACCACCUGGAAGUUCGAAGGCUGCUGCCCAAGGGGGGACUUCGAUGCGUGAUUCAUUCUUUGGUCUGCAUACAAAACCUACAAUUAAACCAGUGCCAUUCCCUGACAAGGAGGUUGGAAAAAGAUUGGUGGACUUCUAUUUCGAGCAUGCGAAUCCACAGAUACCUAUAUUACAUCGAGGAGAAUUCAUGAAAAUGUUUGAGGAGGCAUACGCAACUGGAGAGAAUAGAGUUAGGACACCCCGAGAACUCUAUAUGCUUAAUAUUGUGUUUGCGAUUGGUGCUGGUAUCUUCCUCGGCGACACAGGCGUUCGAUCAGGAGCGGGGAAGAAUGUCGACGGUCAAAAGUCAAAUGGCGCAACUAGCGGAAAACAAAGUCAGCCUGAGGAAUAUCACGCUUCAGCAAUCGUUCAUCUUGAAGCUUGUCUCAGCUCCUCAGUCGAUAGAGUCGAUGGUUUUGGUGGGGGCUUGGAGGAACUUCAAGCUGUUUUGCUUCUAGCUGGAUUCGCGCUGCUAAGACCUGUGGCUCCUGGUUUAUGGUACAUUAUUGGAGUAGCGGUUCGGCUAGCAGUCGAUCUGGGUUUGCAUUAUGAAGAUGGAAAGGAUAUCGAAGUUCCGAUUUUGGAGGCGCCUGGGGUCAAGAAGGAAGAUACGGAGACUGCAAGGUUACAACGUGAACGUGCGAUGCGAGAACGAGGUCGUCGUGAGUAUAUUCGGGAUUAUAGGAGGAGAUUGUGGUGGUGCACAUACUCGUUUGAUCGACUUGUUUCCACGUGUGUUGGGAGACCAUUUGGAAUCACCGACCAAGUGGUUACAACGGAAUUUCCCUCUCUGCUCGACGACAGAUAUAUUACCCCUGCUGGCUUACAAGAUCCUGAGGUUGUUGGAACAAGUUACAAGCACGUGGCAUAUCAUUAUUUCCGCCUUAGAUUGCUCCAGUCUGAGAUUUUACAAGUUUUACAACAUCAACAGGCAUUGCAUGCGCGGGCAGGUGGUGCGAAUAUGCGUAAUCCUUUUAUGCACACGCAACUGCCAUCUCCUUUCCUGGUGAAAUUCGAUAGUUUCCGUUCUUGGCGUAUCGAUAUCGAUAAGCGUCUCUGGGAGUGGAAGACGUCAGCUCCUACCAAACGGGAGAUGGGUGUCGAGUUCUCCACGGACUUUCUGGAGCUCAACUAUUGGCAAUGUGUCAUCAUGUUGUAUAGACAAAGUUUGAGUGUACCGCCGAUGUUUGAAGGAGAAUUUAGUACGAGUGAAGAGGUGGAAAGUCCCAGCAUACUUAAUGUAGAGCUGAGGGAAGAUGAAGAAAGAGUCUUUUUGAAGGUCGCAGAGGCGGGGCAAAGAGUACUGAGAUUAUAUAGACAGUUGCAUAGAGUGCGACUGGUCAAUUAUACUUUCUUGGCGACGCAUCAUUUGUUCAUGGCGGGGAUUUCAUUCUUGUAUGCUAUUUGGCAUUCUAAGGUUGUCAGAAGUCGAUUGGUAGGCUUAUUCUAUUCCUCAAAUCUGAACAUGGUUACUAAUUAUCUUUCUAGACAAUGGAUGAAGUUGACUUCACAAUCCUGGCCGCAACGUCUGUUCUUGGGGAUCUCAUCGAGAAAUGUCCUCCAGCCGAGGCAUGUCGAGAUGCCUUUGACCGCAUGUCGAAAGCUACAGUCCAGAUGUGCAUGUCUACUACUGGUUUCGGUUCCGGGGCUCAGCAGGGGCUUCAAUCCAGACGUCCUCAUCAUCCAGGCGGCCAACAUCAUUCACAAUCGCAACCUGAUGAUUACUUCAAUGUCAAUAGUUCUCGACUUCGAAAACCUCCGCAGUCUAAUCGUCCAAAACCUCAAUUCGACAUGGGUCUCAAUGACCUUUUUACUCCUCAACCUCCUCCAGCUGGCGCGAAAGGACAUUCUAGGGCGGCCUCUGGAAGUAAACAAUCUAGGGGUGGCUUUGUCAAUGAGAGACCGCAUUCAAGAAAUAGCACCGGUUCGAAUAAUGCGGUCAAGACAGAAUUUGAUGCAUAUAGAAAUGAUGCCAAUUCACCACGAAUCCCUUCACCAAACUUCGCCGUCUCACCUCCAUUUAGUAAUUUAGACAAUAACAUGAACCUUGAUCCAAACCUCUUUCCUACCCAACAAAGUCCAGUGCAGGGAUACACAUCAGUGCCAGGUCAGAGCCAAAAUUCCGAAAUGUAUCAAUAUGAUCCUAGCAAUGGGACUGGUGGCAACAGCAAUGCUUACAAUUUUGAUUUCGAAAAUACGCCUGGACUUGGGUUCUUGAAUUAUGCGGGUCCAGGACAUGGUGGUAUGGGAGGCCCAGGCGAGAAUGAAUGGGAUUUUAGCGGGUUUGAUAUGGGAUUUGGAGAGAACUUGGGGGAUGUAACAACGGUUGGAGGUGUAGGGGCAGGUGGUGGACCGGCGGGGAUCAAUUUGCUUGAUGAGUAUUUCUUCGGGACGGGAACGUAAAAGUAUUGGAGUGGAUUAAAUGAGUUUUUGAUAGAUCGAGGAAAGGGUGAAGGCGGGAAAUGAGGACUCGUCGUGUGCAACUUAUUCAUGAUGGCGUAUUAAGGCAUGGCGUUGGUGAUUGAUAUGGGAGGGAUCUCAAGAUAUGGGCUUUCCAUUCUUGUACGAAGUUGCAUAGUAAAACUUGUGUAAAAGCUUGGAAGGACGGUGACUAGGGCAUUAGAAAUAGGAAAGGCGGGACGAGAAAGUGGUGAAGUCACGUCAUUUCCAUGUACAGGAUGUACUAUACCUACGAAUUUACGAGUUAUAUCGUUAAUUUUUUCCUGCGAAAUAUUGCGGAUGUGUACUGUAUUGAUUUUGGCG
Sclerotinia trifoliorum is the source of this 4016-nucleotide messenger RNA. NCBI's taxonomy places the organism in Eukaryota, Fungi, Ascomycota, Leotiomycetes, Helotiales, Sclerotiniaceae. The record is from the annotation of a GenBank genome assembly.